GAGGAAGAAAAAAGAUGGAAAGACAGUGACGGUGGGCAAUGAGAAGCUCAAGGUCGGAAAUGUUAAUGUGUUGCGUUGCUACUAUGCCCAUGGAGAAGAAAAUAAAAAUUUCCAGAGACGCAUUUAUUCGAUGAUUGAACGGGACCUGUCACACAUUGUUCUUGUCCACUACCGGGAAGUAAAGAGCAUUAGGACGAGCUUUAACCUUGUUAAAGAUACGGAAGAAGUUAUUCCUCAUUCCAAUGAGACUGGAGACCUUGCACCCACUCCUGAGAUACAGAAUUCCAUUUCUUCUAGUUCCAAUCCAAGUGAUUUCCUAAUGCAUUCAGAAGCUAUAGACGCGGCAAGCUUGAAUACUGCUCAGGCAUCAGAAUUCAAAAAUGCGAAAUCAGAUAUUCAGCAAAUGUACUUACAAGCUAAACAUCGAUGGCUACGCCCAAAGGAAAUAUUUGAAAUUCUUCAAAAUAAUGAAAAAUAUCAUAUAUCUUCAGAGCUUGCAAAUACGCCGCCUGGUGGAUCACUUUUUCUUUUCAACAAGAAGCGGCUGAGAAAUUUUAGGAAAGAUGGUCAUAACUGGAGGAAGAGAAAAGAUGGAAAGACUGUGACGGAAGGCAAUGAGAAGCUAAAGGUUGGAAAUGUUAAUGUGUUGCAUUGCUACUAUGCCCAUGGAGAAGAAAAUAAAAAUUUCCAGAGACGCAUUUAUUCGAUGAUUGAAGGGGACCUGUCACACAUUGUUCUUGUCCACUACCGGGAAGUAAAGACUUCCGAAGGAUCAUCGAACUGGCCUAUGGAUCAAAGCUUGCAAUCACAUGCAGAAUACAAUAUCACCACUAAGUUCGAUGAAGGAGCCGAUACCACUGAUUUACUCAAGUCCUUGGGGCCAUUCCUUAUGGAUUCAGACAAGCAAAAUGACCUUCAAUUUCGUCUUUCAAACACAGAUACUAUUUCAAAGAGAAAUGAUAGCAUUGAGGGAAAAACUGAUCACCCUUCUGCUGUUAAACCUCUGUUGGGAUUCGAUGAUGGUCUGAAGAAGCUCGACAGUUUCAACCGAUGGAUGAAUAAAGAACUUGAAGAUGUGGAUGAGCCACAAAUGCAGUCCAGUUUUGGAGCCUACAGGGAUACUUCUGAAAGUGAGAAUGAGGUUGAUGAGUCCAGUGUUCCCCUGCAAGUAGCCGAUACCACUGAUUUACUCAAGUUCUUGGGGCCAUUCCUUAUGGAUUCAGACAAGCAAAAUGACCUUCAAUUUCGUCUUUCAAACACAGAUACUAUUUCAAAGAGAAAUGAUAGCAUUGAGGGAAAAACUGAUCACCCUUCUGCUGUUAAGCCUCUGUUGGGAUUCGAUGAUGGUCUGAAGAAGCUCGACAGUUUCAACCGAUGGAUGAAUAAAGAACUUCAAGAUGUGGAUGAGCCACAAAUGCAGUCCAGUUCUGGAGCCUACAGGGAUACUUCUGAAAGUGAGAAUGAGGUUGAUGAGUCCAGUGUUCCCCUGCAAGUACGCUGGGAUAGCUAUAUGCUGGGGCCUUCUCUUUCUCAUGACCAUCUCUUUAGCAUUGUUGAUUUCUCACCAAACUGGGCAUAUGAAAACUCUGAAAUCAAGGUUUUGAUCACAGGAAAAUUUUUGAAAAGUCAACAUGCAGAAAGUUGUAAAUGGUCAUGUAUGUUUGGGGAAGUUGAAGUUCCUGCUGAGGUUAUAGCAGAUGGUGUUCUUCGUUGUUAUACUCCCAUACACAAGGCUGGAAGGGUUCCGUUUUAUGUGACAUGUUCCAAUAGGCUGGCUUGUAGUGAAGUAAGGGAAUUUGAAUACCGGGUAGCCCAAAUUCAAGAUGUUGAUUCUAAAGAUUAUUACAGUGACUGCUCAAAUGAAACACUCAGUAUGCGCUUUGGAAAAUUAUUGUCUUUAAGCUCUACCUCACCUAAUUGUGAUUCAGCAAGUACAGCAGAGAAUUCUGAGUUGACCGCUAAAAUUACUUCUAUGCUGAAAAAUGACAAUGAUGAAUGGGACAAGAUGCUACAACUUACGUCAGACGAGGACUUUUCCUUGGAAAGAGUAGAGGAUCAGUUGCUUCAACAGUUACUUAAGGAGAAGUUGCAUGCAUGGCUCUUGCAGAAGCUGGCUGCUGGUGGUAAAGGCCCUAGUGUUCUAGACGAGGGUGGCCAAGGUGUGUUACAUUUUGGAGCUGCUCUUGGCUAUGACUGGGUCUUACUGCCCACAAUAACUGCUGGAGUUAGCGUCAAUUUUCGUGAUGUGAAGGGAUGGACGGCACUUCAUUGGGCAGCUUUUUGUGGCAGAGAGCGCACAGUCGCUUCUCUCAUCUCCCUGGGUGCAGCUCCUGGAGCAUUAACAGAUCCAACUACCAAAUAUCCUUCAGGAGAAACACCUGCAGACCUAGCUUCUGAACAAGGACACAAAGGGAUUGCUGGAUAUCUUGCAGAAUCUGCUUUGAGUGCCCACCAUGAAUCUCUUAAUUUUGAUCUCAAGAACGGAAAUUCGGCAGAGACUUCAGGAACAAAAGCAGUUUCAGGUUCUAGCAGGGAUGGGGAGUUAACGGAUGGGCUUUCCCUGUGGGAUUCUUUAACUGCUGUCUGUAAUGCGACACAAGCUGCUGCUCGUAUUCAUCAAGUGUUCAGGGUACAAUCUUUCCGAAGGAAGCAGUUGAAAGAGUACGAUGUUGAUAAAUUUGGAUUUUCCGAUGAACGGGCAUUAUCACUUAUUGCACUCAAGUCACAUGAGGCAGGGAAACGUGAUGAGCAUGUGGAUGCUGCAGCAGUACGAAUACAAAAUAAGUUCCGUAGUUGGAAGGGUAGAAAAGACUAUUUGAUAAUCCGACAACGGAUUGUCAAACUUCAGGCCCAUGUAAGAGGUCACCAGUUGAGGAAAUAUCUAGUGUGGUCUGUCAGAAUUGUAGAGAAGAUCAUCCUGCGUUGGAGAAGAAAAGGAAGUGGGUUGCGUGGGGUCAAGCCAGAACCUGUUACUGAGGGCUCCAGCAUGCAAGUUUCAUCCACAAAGGAUGAUGAUUAUGACUUACUGAAAGAAGGAAGGAAGCAAACAGAGGAAAGGUUGCAAAAGGCGCUUGCUAGGGUGAAAUCCAUGGUUCAGUACCCUGAAGCAAGAGAUCAAUACCAUCGACUGUUAAAUGUUGUCACUGGGACUCAGGAAACCAAGUCAUGCAGAGAUGUUGUAACUGAGAUUCAGGAAACCAAGGUCACGUUGGUCGAUGUGGAAAAUGGAUCACUGCAGAAAAAGGCCAUGGAGAUAAAUUGUCUGUCCGACUCCAUAUCAACCUUGGUUUCGAGCACAUUUAAAAGUCAGCAGGAAAAUUGUGUCAAAGUUGAUAUGAAGUCUUUUGAUCCAACUAAUGGCUUAAAUGAGUUGUCAGAAAACCGAAUUGGUGUGCUACAAGAUCGCGUCAUUGGCAAGCUAAAUUCACAGAUUGGUGUCUUCACUCUUAAGGUACUUCGACCAACGUAUGACUGUGAACUCCUCAGCUUCAUAUUCACUAAGAGUACUCUGCCGGAUGAUCAAAGCUACAUCCUUGUCAAAACAAAUACCAAUUUCCUUACUCGACAUAUGGUUUGGUCACUUCAACCCGAUGGCUGGCUGGGUGGUGAUGUAAUUGAUGUCUUUGCCGAGUACCUAUGGCUGGGAAGUUCAAAGCAUCAUUUUUAUUUUCCAACACUUUUCUCGCAAAAAGUGGACAUAGACAUUGGUGGCAGAAGUAAAACAGACAUGGAUCCCACUGAGUUUGCAAAGUGCACGAGGAAGGUUUUUGGGCUAAAGAAAUUUGACGAGCACAUUUCCCAGUGCAAAAAGAUAUUUGUCCCCCUUCACGAUGUUAAUCACUGGUACCUAUUGGUGGUCCAUAUUGAUAGUCAAGUUGCCGAAAUAUGGGAUAGCUUGAAUCAUACCCCUGGACGAUUCAAUCGCUGCCAACAUGUGCUAAAAGCUCUCGACAUUCUCUAUGAUAAAGUCGAGUUCCAGUUGCAGAAGGAAAACAAAUUUUCUGAUUACGGGUUGUGUGAGCCAGUGCAAUGCCCUCGACAGGUGGGUGGUAGUGACUGUGGGGUUUAUGUUGUCAGACACAUGCAGAGAUAUGGCAAAGAAUGGUGGCAUCAGGUAUUUCGACUCACGGGAGCAGAGGAUGGAUCUUGCUAUUAUGCUCGUAAGAAAUACAUUUAAUUUAGCCUGGAAAGAUGUCUUGGCAGACAUGAAUGAGUCAACCAGAGCUAAGAAGACUAACAUCAGCGGGAACUUCAGCAAAGCAUACUAAGACCAAGCAGGCAGCGGUUCCACUUUAUACUAGAGCACAAUCUACGAAAGGCCAUUGGAACUGUAAGUAGAUGAGGGACUUGAAUACUGCACCAAGUUUUGCAUUUUGCUUGAUGGUGGACCGUGGAUGUCGAUGGCUUAUUCUUAUUACUAAACUACAUUUAGAAUUUGAACCUUAAUUAAUGACGUUAACUAUUUCUUGUACGAAUUUUUCUAUUAAUCUUUAUUGGGAGAUGAUAGAAAACUACUGUACCUAUUCUCAUUGUAAUCUUUG
Molecule: messenger RNA, 4541 nt
Organism: Rosa rugosa (rugosa rose)
Lineage: Eukaryota; Viridiplantae; Streptophyta; Magnoliopsida; Rosales; Rosaceae
Product: calmodulin-binding transcription activator 3-like
Exons: 20
Coding region: 131-4177 (1348 amino acids)
Biological process (GO): proteolysis; regulation of transcription by RNA polymerase II
Cellular component (GO): nucleus
Molecular function (GO): double-stranded DNA binding; protein binding; transcription coregulator activity
Source: RefSeq, a predicted model, not a curated record